AUGUUCACGGCAAUCCCCAGACCCGAACGCACAAUGCCACCCGCUUUACUCGACCACCAUCCGCUUCUCGACUAUCUUUUCUUCUUCGACACUUCCCUCGACACACAAUGUGCAGGCUAUGACUACACCCACAGCCGCCCCCGUCGCUGCAACGCCAUCACAAGCGAGCAAGACCAGGCCGAAGCCAUCAGACUCCUGACCAAAGCAGCCGCAGACUUCCACUCCGGCAGAAUGGAGCGCAUUGGCUCGACCCUCGCAGAACUAGCGCCUCACGUCCUCUGUCCCAGGGUAAGCCACCAAGCUCAAGCACCGGGCCUGGUGGCACGGUGGACUCGGGAUGCCGAGAUGUUCAUGGCGGGGUAUGGCGCCAUGUCUGAGCUUAGAGCUCGGGAUCCUUUUGCGGAUACCUCGCGGAUAGUGGGUGGUGCUGACGCUGAUGCCACAACGAGCACGAACGAGACCUGGCGCGAGCGGGUAUUUCGAGGCGUUUGGGAGAUCCUCGACAGGGUGAGAUGGACUCACCGUCAGCUUGUUCCGAGGCUUCCCCGUUUUACCUCCCCGGAGCAGUCUCGUGAUGAGCACGAGCAAAUGCCCGUUUCGGACUUCAACUGGGAUUAUAGCCCUGAGUAUGCCUACGAGAAUGGGAAUGGGCAUGAGCAUGACUACAGUUACGAGCACGAGUCCGAGUCCGCAUCAAACGCGAGAGCCACCACCGUCCGCACCAGCACCGAGUCCGAUCCAGAACCCUCCCACACCCCCGCUGUCCCCUGGGACAUCCCGGCCGAGCCCACCCUGAGGCUCCGAGACUCGCAAUGGGGACUACCACCAUCACCCCCGCGGGCUUCUGCUCUCGUGAACCCCCCAAGUCCGCAACGCGAUACCGCGUCAAAGCCAAACACCGUCUAUGCCCUCCGCCACCCCAUCGACGGCGACUGCAGCAUCUGCUUUACCUCGCUGUUAGAACACCCAUACGACACCGACUCCGACUCCGACGCGGACGCUCCAUCGACCGGACGAGACAUGGCCACAGACACAGGCACAGGCACAGACGCAGAGUCGGAACAGCUAGCCAUCUCACUCUCGCCCCCGCACUCCAUCCACCGAUGGUACGAUACAGACACAGGGGAAUGGGGGUACACCGAUGCCACGGGUGAACAGUUCGCUUUCCAUGCGCUAUCGAGCCGCCCUCAUGAAGUCAAGAAUACACAGGACGCACUGUCCGCGAAACCGUUGGUGCCCGAACUAUCAUGGUGCCAGACUGGCUGCGGCGUGAACUACCACAAGCAAUGCAUCGAUCGGUGGACUGCGUUGGCGCCGCUCGCGACGUGCCCGACUUGUCGUCGUGCGUGGGUUGGUCAGGGUCUCGGUCGGACACAUACUCAUACUCAUGCUCAUACUCAUGGAUCUGGAUAUGGACACGGUAAUCGUCCUCGUCACCGGGCAAUCUCCUACUCGUUUCCUUCGCCCCCUUGGCAGGGGUGGUAG
Messenger RNA from Aspergillus mulundensis, 1485 nucleotides. RefSeq lists its product as uncharacterized. NCBI's taxonomy places the organism in Eukaryota, Fungi, Ascomycota, Eurotiomycetes, Eurotiales, Aspergillaceae. The record is from RefSeq and is a predicted model, not a curated record. The transcript has a single exon. Bases 1 to 1485 code for a protein of 494 amino acids. Gene Ontology annotation, molecular function: ubiquitin protein ligase activity.